Paramuricea clavata is the source of this 555-nucleotide messenger RNA. Lineage: Eukaryota; Metazoa; Cnidaria; Anthozoa; Malacalcyonacea; Plexauridae. The record is from the annotation of a GenBank genome assembly.
AUGCAGAAUUCGGGUGCUGUAAACACGAACAAGACAAAUGACCAAGCGAGAAGCGGCGCUGAACGAGGCGCUGGAAUGAUCAUGCCCGCAUCACCAUUGGAACAAGAAGUAAACUGUAGGUUUCAAAUACCACGGACUAUAAACGAAACUCGAAGCGAAACAAAUGAAGCUGAACAUGACUCAAGUACUGCGAAUUCUGGCCAAUUGACGGCUUGGCAAUAUAACCCCAGCCAAAAUUAUGGCUAUGGCAACAGCGCUCGACGAAUACGACAGCCUUCACCAUACACGCGACGGAAUCAGCGAAGUGUGUCAACCAGCCGACAAACCAGAAUGGCCUCAGCUUGCAAUUCAUGUGCAGUGACCACAACGAUGAAAGAAAUUGUCUUAUUAGUGGCUCCGAACGAAACAGAUGUGCCCAAGUAUGCGAAAAAAGUAGAAUUACAUAAAAAUGGUAUGAUUAUGGAUGCUGUUGAAAUUGACAGAAACUGGUCGGAGAAAGAGCUAAGAGAAAAAAUUGAAGCAUUGCUUGCUGACAAGUUGAAAGGCGCAAGGUGA